This is a messenger RNA of Priapulus caudatus, 2355 nucleotides long. Its product is annotated as ADP-ribosylation factor 4. Gene Ontology annotation, cellular component: cytoplasm; plasma membrane. Lineage: Eukaryota; Metazoa; Priapulida; Priapulimorpha; Priapulimorphida; Priapulidae. Gene Ontology annotation, biological process: vesicle-mediated transport; intracellular protein transport. The record is from RefSeq and is a predicted model, not a curated record. Gene Ontology annotation, molecular function: GTP binding; GTPase activity. The coding region runs from base 150 to 689 and encodes 179 amino acids. The transcript is spliced from 6 exons.
AAAAACAUCAUCAACGGCGUAUGUGGAAUUUAUACGUGGCAACACUGUACUAGUCUGUAGUCUUUAGUCUUUUUAGUUUAUUGACAUCGGAUUUACGUUGACAGGAUUAACUUUAGCGAUUAUAAGGUUGCGCGAUCUCACAGCAAGCCAUGGGGUUGACAAUUUCGUCGUUGUUUUCUCGUUUGUUCGGCAAGAAACAAAUGAGAAUUUUAAUGGUUGGUCUCGAUGCCGCUGGAAAGACUACGAUUCUGUACCGACUAAAGUUGGGAGAGAUAGUGACAACCAUUCCCACGAUAGGAUUCAACGUGGAGACGGUCGAAUACAAGAACAUCAGUUUCACGGUGUGGGACGUCGGCGGUCAGGACAAGAUCCGACCUCUGUGGCGACACUACUUCCAAAACACACAGGGCCUCAUCUUCGUUGUCGACAGCAACGACAAGGAGAGAGGAGGAGAGGCGAGAGAGGAACUGCACAAGAUGCUACAGGAGGAUGAGUUGAAGGAUGCCAUUCUGCUGGUGUUUGCGAACAAACAGGAUCUUCCGAACGCAAUGUCUGCGGCGGAACUCACGGAGAAACUCGAACUCACCUCGAUACGAGGGAGGAAGUGGUACAUCCAGAACACGUGCGCGACGCAGGGACAGGGUCUCUACGAAGGACUCGAGUGGUUGUCGAACGAACUCGCCAAGUGAGGGCGCCACCCGAGCGGCGACGGUGGGCGGGCAGGUCGGGAGUGACGUGGGGACGAGUCUCCGGGAAUCUCGCGUGCGGGCGGGCGGGGCGUUGGUCUCCAGAUCAUAUCCGGUGUUACGUUAAUGCGACGGCGUUCCUGUCUCUCCUUAUAUAGCGGUUCCUCCCAUUGUCUGCUCAACCUUCCUCUUACAUAUAUGGUCUCUUCUGUUGUCGGAUUCCUACCAAAAUUAUGUCUUUGUCGGUUGAUCGUCCGUGCCACCGCGGCCGUGCGACGGGACGACACACGCUGCCGAUCUGUCGGUUUGGACCGCCACAGACGACGCAAACAAUCGCAGACCUGCGUGCACUGGGAGUCGUUCCCACGCGAAAUAUACGCGCGAUUCUCGUUGGAGACCGGACGUUGCAAUGUCGAUGACGUCGAGGGGAGCGUGGACGGGUCGUCGCGACGACGUAAUGCGCAGAUGCGGACGCUUCGCGCGCCUCUUGACGACGUGUUAAUUAUUAUGCCUUGUGAAUAUCAGAAUUCAGGUGAGAUCUAGACGUUUUAAGUGUAUGUUUUUUCGCGCCGCGGGAGUGGGGGUCGGCGGCGCGCGACGUGCGUUGUCCCGUCGUACGACGUUUUACAUUAUUUAAGUAAUUACGGGGUUUUUUCUGGGGCGGUGACAAUCCGGGGAUCGCUAUAUAUUUAUCGUAUCGCUACCGGUUUGGCUUUCGUUCGUUGCAUCUUCGCUCGUGCUCACGAGGGUUAACGAAGAAAAGCUACUGCGCACAAACUGCUAGGGGCGGCCCUAAUCGAGGGUGGUCUGUGGCCGAAACUCGGCUCGACUCUUUUUGAAUUUCGGGUGCUACGCGCGUGUACAUUUGUAUUCAUCCCUGUGGAAGAAAGCAGCGCGUGUAUCGCCAAAAUAUAUACGUAUAAACUAUAGUUUACAAGUUUGUUCUACUCCGACGUAAUUUCGGUGUUGCGUGCGUGUUCGAAAAUGAUCUGUGGUAGGUGGCGCCUGUUUACGGAAUCGCCAGGAGUAAGAGCGACUGACUUUGCAUCCCGUGAUAAACGAACGCUCUAUCUGCAUUCAAGCUGUUUUGGUCGAAAGGUGCGUGCCCUCGAACGCAAUAGCUCGAAUGAACAUGAAAAAAUAAUUGCAUGUUCAUGGGACUGAAAAUAUGCUUCUGCUUGGUGGGUGGGGAGGGGAUUGAGCGAGCAAGGGUGGAGGUUUGAGAGUGGCUUAUGCUAGGGCAGGGGAAAGUGUGUUUUGCCCUGCUAGUGUGUUGUGACGGUCACGUGAUUGGAGCCGGCGAUAUGUCGUCUAGGGCCGUGAUAGUUGUGUCCAUAUCUGUCUCAAGUUCUGUACUCACGAUUUGAGCGGACAUUCCAUGUACAGCAUGCAUGCAAACAACUGACCAUCCUCUAUCUUGUACCCAUCUAGGUUAGUUCUACGGUAAUCCGAAACGCUCAGACUUUGGUGUAAGAUGCAGUCACUUUUGCCAUCAUUGGUCUUUGAUGCUCUGGUUUUAAAGAGUAUCUAGUUAAAGUAAUAGUUUUAAGGUGAAACCUGAUGAUGGCGAUGGUGACAAUUGACGCCAUCACACGUACAUGUCUGUUCGUGAAACUGUGUGUAGAGAAAUUGCAUGAAAAUGUCGGUAAUAAAACUAUUGUUAUUGGAA